This is a messenger RNA of Bufo gargarizans (Asiatic toad), 1155 nucleotides long. RefSeq names its product probable N-acetyltransferase 16. The coding region runs from base 1 to 942 and encodes 313 amino acids. The transcript is spliced from 2 exons. Lineage: Eukaryota; Metazoa; Chordata; Amphibia; Anura; Bufonidae. The record is from RefSeq and is a predicted model, not a curated record.
AUGACAAAGUACUGCUUGUAUGUCCUCCUGUAUGGUCAGAUCUUAGAGCAGAAACUCCAUGACCUACUCUAUGCUCAUCUUGUUUUUCUCCUUAUGGAUCAUCAGGUGGGCUUUGAGUCAUUCAUGCUGGUUGAUGAUGGAACUACUGCUGUGGUGGAAGAUAUUCGUGUAGCUGCUGAGAUGAGAAAACGUGGAGUGGCUGGAGAGAUUGGGAGGUUUUGCUGGGGUGUUAUGUGUUCUGACCACCCGGAGGUUAAAAGAACUCGAUCCGCUGUAGCUGGGAAUCCACCAGCUAUUAUGGUGGAAACAUGCAAAAUGAUCACCUGUAAGGCUGUGAUACCUGUACUUGUUACUGCUGACCAGUUGGAAGCAAAACUCAGGUUACUGGAGUCUCGAGUGAAUAAUGAAGACAGAUCCAAAAAGCUAUCUGUUCUGGGACCAGAGGAAAUUCUUAGAUUCCUUGAGGAGUCAAAGACAAAAAAGCAAUUGCUUCCUGGUGGAUUGCUGAUUCAAAGUUGGUCUCCUAUUAACGCUCAGAAGUCCAACCUAGAUCUUCUACUGAAACGAGAGAUUGUCUGGAUUUAUUCACAUCCUGAGGAUUCUAGUGACUCUGCAUCUUCCUCCAAGGUCACACCUGGCAGUAAUGGCCCCCAAGCCUCUCCAGAAGGGUUUCUUAGCCUUGGUUCUCAACCAUAUCCAGUGCCUUUUGCAGACAGAUUAUGCUAUAUAGAUAUCGACCUGUUUGGAAACGAUCCAUCUUGUGCUAAGGUCCAUGUUCUAGAGCAGUUGAAAAUCGGAGUAAAAGGAUUGCCGGCAGGGAGUGGUAUAAUAUUUGUCCUAUAUGCAGAGAAGAGUCUCCAAACUGAGCUUGUCCAAUUGUGUGAAGGGUUGAAUAUAUACUAUUGUAUUAGGGAGCAGAUUAUUUUUGAAUGCCAGGUCUGAUUGAAUUCUACUUUCCAGUCUCGGCAAGCUCUUAUUUUGCAUUUCAGAAUCUGUCCAAAGACCCCAUUUCUAUGGCCUCUUUCACACGAGUGGGUUUUCCACGCGGGUGCGAUGCGAACACAUGGCACCCACACUGAAUCCUGACCCAUUCAUUUCAAUGGGUCUGUGUUCAGGAGCUUUUUUUUUGUUUUUUUACGCAUCAGUUUUGGCAUG